Aspergillus melleus is the source of this 198-nucleotide messenger RNA. RefSeq lists its product as uncharacterized. The record is from RefSeq and is a predicted model, not a curated record. Bases 1 to 198 code for a protein of 65 amino acids. Lineage: Eukaryota; Fungi; Ascomycota; Eurotiomycetes; Eurotiales; Aspergillaceae. Gene Ontology annotation, molecular function: heme binding; oxidoreductase activity, acting on paired donors, with incorporation or reduction of molecular oxygen; monooxygenase activity. The transcript has 2 exons.
AUGACGGGCCCAUACUCUUGCAUCGGCAAGCCGCUCGCGCUCAUGAACAUCCGCACAACCAUUGCUCGGUUAAUCAUGACCUUUGAUAUCCAGUUCCCCAAGGGUGUGGAUGCAACACCUUUCGUGGACCACGCAGAAGAUCACUUUUCGCUUGGCAUUGAGCGAAUGCCAAUCGUGUUUACUAAGCGUCAGCUGUAG